Molecule: messenger RNA, 12936 nt
Organism: Closterium sp. Naga37s-1
Lineage: Eukaryota; Viridiplantae; Streptophyta; Zygnematophyceae; Desmidiales; Closteriaceae
Source: the annotation of a GenBank genome assembly
AUGCGGCCGCGUACACUCAGAGCAGCUGCUCUGAUCGCAUCCCCCAAUCUCAUCACUUCGAGUCCACCCCGAGGCUCCCACAGUCGCCGUCGACCUGAUGCUCCACUCCAUGGCCAUGCUCGCCUCGUCCGUCCCUCUCAUCACUGCCCCCGCUUCACCCCCCUCCUUUCGCCCACCCCAGGUACUAUGGGUCCACCCCGAGACCCCCACUGCCACCGUCGACCUCAUGUUCCGCUGCAUGCUCGCCUCGCCUCUCGUCACUUCCCCAACAUCCCCCUUCCUCCUCCCCCCCUCUGUCCCCCACCCCAGGUGCAGAGAGUCCACCCCGAAACCCCAACGGCCACCAUCGACCUCAUGCUCGACUCCAUGCUCGCCUCGCCUCUCAUCACUUCCCCAACACCCCUCUCGCCCCCCUCGUCAACACCUUUCUCUCUCUCUCCCUUCCAGGUGCUGAGAGUUCACCCCGAAACCCCAACAGCCACCAUCGACCUCAUGCUCGACUCCAUGCUCGCCUCGCCGCCUCAAGAAGGCUUCACCGUCUCCGCCCUCACGGUCAGGGCGGAAGUUUUGGAGGCUGCCCGGGACACGCUGCUGGACGUGGAGCUCCGGGCAGAGUAUGACGAGGACCUGAAGGCAGCAGCUGCAGAGCAGCAGCAGGGGUUGGGGGGUGUGGGGAGAGGUGGAGGGGAGUACGGGGGCGAGACUGCGAUCAUGGUUGAUGUGCCCAUGAGCCGGGUCCCUGGCGUGUUGUGCCUGCUGCAAGAGGCGGGUCGCUCUGCUGACGUGGCAGAGGCGGGCCUCGACCUCCUCUCCCGCCCGGAUGGCGAUCCUGCUUUCCGUGCUGACGUGGCACUCGCCACAGCGUUGGCGUACUCAGACCUGUCGCGCGACGCCAUGUCAGCGGACCCGCCUGCAGUGGCACAGGGCUGUGAGCUGCUGGAAGCUGCGCUGAAGCUUCUGCAGGACGAGGGCGGGCCAAGCCUGGCGCCGUCCCUGCAGGCGGCCAUAGAGGACUCGCUGAGGGAGAUGGGCCCCACCCGCGUGCUGGAGCUGCUGGCGCUGCCCCUGGACAAGGAGCACGAGGACGCCCGGAGCGAGGGCAUACAGGCCAUGAGGGACCUGCUCUGGUCCCAAAGCCCAGACGGAGCACUGUCAUUCUCCUCUCAGGGCGGCUUCUCCCGCCAUGUGUUCAUGCGGGAGGCCUUCCUGCGCCUCACCACCUCCGAGCUCAUCGCCCACUUCGCUGCCGCCCCGCCGCACGUCGACGCCGGCAUCCUCGAGGCCUACUGGGUCGCGCUCGCCUUUGCCGGCCGGGGAUUCUUCCUGCGCCGCCCGGCCGACAUCGUCCAGUCUGACGCGCUGCUCAAGGAGCUGAACGAGUCCACCGCGUACCGUUUGUUGGUUAACGUGAGCACGGGCGGCGGGAUGGUGGAGGCGGGCGGCGGAGUGGCGGGGACUGGUGGUGUGGCCGGAUUGGCCGGUGCGGGAGAGGGUGGGGGGGGAGCAGGCGAAGCAGGAGUGAUUGCAGGAAGAGCAGGAGGAGGAGCGGGUGCAGGAGCGGGAGAUCGGGGGCAAGGGGGAGCAGGGAGUGCAAUGGCGAUGGUGGCGGGGACGGACGUGCCAGCGGAUCUGUCAGUAGAGAGGGCGAUGUGCGCGCUGCUGCUGGGGCAGGUGGGCGCGUGCAAGCGGUGGCUGGGCGUGCAUGUGACCCCUCCCUGUGGCGACCUUGCUGUCGCCGAGUAUGUCUAUGCCAACUCGCCUAACGCGCCACCGGUUGACUCGUGGUACGGCGGCAGCAGCAGUGCAGGCGGUAGCAGCAGCAGCAGCAGCAGCAGUGCAGGCAGUAGCAGCAGCAGCAGCAGCAGCAGUGCAGGUAGCAGCACAGCCCCUAGCCUCAUCACAACGGCUGCAGCCGGAGCAAAAGCAGGAGCGGGAGGAGCGGGGGCAGGGGAGGAGGAUGUGCUGUUACCGGGGCUGUGCCGGUUGCUAGAGGUGUGGCUGAGGGAGGUCGUAGCCAUGCGGUUCAGAGACACCUCCCACCUCUCUGUUGUUCUCUCUGAGUACUUUGACCAUCCUGCUGUGGGGAGUUUCUUGGAUGCGUGGGAUCAGGCGCAGGGUGUGGGGGGAGGGGGAGGAGGGAAGGUGGGGGAGAGUGGGAGAGGGGAGGGCGGCGGGAUGCGGAAUGCUGCUAUGGAGGUGAUUCGAGGGGUGUUUCCGUGGAUGCAGGGAGGGGGUGAUGCAGCAGCAGCAGCAGCAGCAGCAGGAGCCGCAGCUGAAAAUCCUUUCAUCGUUUCCACAUCAGCCACCACCACCACCUCCUCCUCCUCCUCCCUCUCCCCACCCUUGCCCACCGAUUCGUUACAAGACGACUCGUUACAAGACCCGUCAUCGUCGCUCCCACCAGCAGAGCUCGCCCGAUCACGCACCAGACGAGAGCUCUUUGGCGCCUCGCCCCUCCUCGACCCCCAAGGCUCACCCAUCCCCCUCCGCACCGCCCAACCCGAAUCCCUCCCCUCCUUGGGAAUAUCCGGGACCGAACCUGGGAGCAGCAGUGGCAGGGGUAGAUUUGGUGGGAAGGUGGGGAUGGUGGUGGCAGGGGUGGUGGCGGCGACGGUGGUGGCAGGGGGAGGGUUCAUGGCAUGGCGCAUGCGGUCGGGGCGGUUUGGGCCGUCACUGCUGGGAGUGGAAGCGGCGAUGGUGGGAGCAGCCAAGGAGCAGGCUGCUUCUGAGGUAGCAGCAGGUGCAGAGGAGUACAGCGAGGUGGAGGAGGUGCAGUGGGCGGUGCGUGUGGUGAGGCACUGGCAGGAGGUGAAGGCGGCAGCGUUGGGCCCGCAGCACCGAGUGGAUCGGCUGGGGGAGAUUCUGGAAGGGCCCAUGCUGGAGCUGUGGCGCAACAGAGCCAAGGAGGUGGAGAACAACGGGUGGUUCUGGGAGUACAGCUUCCUUAGCCUCAAUGGGCCCAUGCUGGAGCUGUGGCGCAACAGGGCCAAGGAGGUGGAGAACAACGGGUGGUUCUGGGAGUACAGCUUUCUUAGUCUCAAUGUGAGUAGAGGUGGAGAUGGCAGCAGUGAGCAAGUGUCAGAAAAAGGCAGUGGAGGAAGCAGUGGUGCAGGAGGAGGCAUGACUGGUGGAUGGAUGCACCUUGGUGGAGAUGGCAGCAGUGAGCAAGUGUCAGAAGAAAGCCGUAGUAGAGGCGGUGGUGCAGGAGGCGGCACGGCUGGUGGAUGCAGCGGACCCGACCCACAACGAUGCGUACAGAAGCACGUACACGGCGCGAUACGAGCUGCUGCAGACCGGCACCUGCUGGAAGAUCGUCGGCGGUACUGUGCUGCGAUAGUGUGUGGUGAUUUAGAGGCUUGUGCUGUGGGGUUGCGGUGUGCUGCUGUGAGUGGACGAUGCGGUGGGUGUGUGCUGCAGACCGGCACCUGCUGGAAGAUCGUUGGCGGCACCGUGCUGCGCACCUUCUCUCUCUUUCCCGCCUCUCUCCCGUGCCUUGCGGCGGAUCAAACGUCAGCGCGUCACUCACAGCCACGUGUCGAGCCGGCAUUGGCAGAUCUCCUCUCUGGCGCGGAACCCCUCUUCUCACAGACGAACGGUCAAGACUUCUCCAUCGGCGGCAUCGCAGUUCCGUCGUCCGAGCCGUGGCAGCAGCAGGAGCUGAUGACGUGUCGGCCAGCUCAGCUACCAGUGGCGAGUCGCAACGGCCGCAUUCCGCCAUUCGUGAAAUUCAGCAAGUGGAGAGCGGAGGUGGGGGAAAAGUGGGGGGGAAGAAGUGUGGGUGGGGAAGAGGGGGCGGGGGAGGAGCUGGCCAAUGGCGAGCGGACAGCUGUGGGCGUGGCGGAGGAGUACCUGGAGCGGCUGGAGGCGCAGGAGGGGCAGCUGAGAAGCUUCCUCCACACGGACAGGGAGGCGGUGCUGCAGCAGGCACGGGAAGUUGAUGCUGCCCUGGCGUCUCAGUCGGGCAGCGGAGAGAAAACUUUGGGGCUGCUGACCGGAGUGCCCAUGGGAGUGAAGGACAACCUGUGCACACGUGGCAUGCCCUCCACCGCUGCCUCUAAGAUCCUCAAGGGAUACAUGCCGCCAUACGAUGCGACAGCGGUGGGAAGGGUGAAGGCGGAGGGGGCAGUGGUGGUGGGGAAGACAAACUACGGUGGGAAGGGUGAAGGCGGAGGGGGCAGUGGUGGUGGGGAAGACAAACUAGGAUACAUGCCGCCAUACGAUGCGACAGCGGUGGGAAGGGUGAAGGCGGAGGGGGCAGUGGUGGUGGGGAAGACAAACUACGGUGGGAAGGGUGAAGGCGGAGGGGGCAGUGGUGGUGGGGAAGACAAACUAGGAUACAUGCCGCCAUACGAUGCGACAGCGGUGGGAAGGGUGAAGGCGGAGGGGGCAGUGGUGGUGGGGAAGACAAACUACGGUGGGAAGGGUGAAGGCGGAGGGGGCAGUGGUGGUGGGGAAGACAAACUAGGAUACAUGCCGCCAUACGAUGCGACAGCGGUGGGAAGGGUGAAGGCGGAGGGGGCAGUGGUGGUGGGGAAGACAAACUACGGUGGGAAGGGUGAAGGCGGAGGGGGCAGUGGUGGUGGGGAAGACAAACUAGGAUACAUGCCGCCAUACGAUGCGACAGCGGUGGGAAGGGUGAAGGCGGAGGGGGCAGUGGUGGUGGGGAAGACAAACUACGGUGGGAAGGGUGAAGGCGGAGGGGGCAGUGGUGGUGGGGAAGACAAACUAGGAUACAUGCCGCCAUACGAUGCGACAGCGGUGGGAAGGGUGAAGGCGGAGGGGGCAGUGGUGGUGGGGAAGACAAACUACGGUGGGAAGGGUGAAGGCGGAGGGGGCAGUGGUGGUGGGGAAGACAAACUAGGAUACAUGCCGCCAUACGAUGCGACAGCGGUGGGAAGGGUGAAGGCGGAGGGGGCAGUGGUGGUGGGGAAGACAAACUACGGUGGGAAGGGUGAAGGCGGAGGGGGCAGUGGUGGUGGGGAAGACAAACUAGGAUACAUGCCGCCAUACGAUGCGACAGCGGUGGGAAGGGUGAAGGCGGAGGGGGCAGUGGUGGUGGGGAAGACAAACUACGGUGGGAAGGGUGAAGGCGGAGGGGGCAGUGGUGGUGGGGAAGACAAACUAGGAUACAUGCCGCCAUACGAUGCGACAGCGGUGGGAAGGGUGAAGGCGGAGGGGGCAGUGGUGGUGGGGAAGACAAACUACGGUGGGAAGGGUGAAGGCGGAGGGGGCAGUGGUGGUGGGGAAGACAAACUAGGAUACAUGCCGCCAUACGAUGCGACAGCGGUGGGAAGGGUGAAGGCGGAGGGGGCAGUGGUGGUGGGGAAGACAAACUACGGUGGGAAGGGUGAAGGCGGAGGGGGCAGUGGUGGUGGGGAAGACAAACUAGGAUACAUGCCGCCAUACGAUGCGACAGCGGUGGGAAGGGUGAAGGCGGAGGGGGCAGUGGUGGUGGGGAAGACAAACUACGGUGGGAAGGGUGAAGGCGGAGGGGGCAGUGGUGGUGGGGAAGACAAACUAGGAUACAUGCCGCCAUACGAUGCGACAGCGGUGGGAAGGGUGAAGGCGGAGGGGGCAGUGGUGGUGGGGAAGACAAACUACGGUGGGAAGGGUGAAGGCGGAGGGGGCAGUGGUGGUGGGGAAGACAAACUAGGAUACAUGCCGCCAUACGAUGCGACAGCGGUGGGAAGGGUGAAGGCGGAGGGGGCAGUGGUGGUGGGGAAGACAAACUACGGUGGGAAGGGUGAAGGCGGAGGGGGCAGUGGUGGUGGGGAAGACAAACUAGGAUACAUGCCGCCAUACGAUGCGACAGCGGUGGGAAGGGUGAAGGCGGAGGGGGCAGUGGUGGUGGGGAAGACAAACUACGGUGGGAAGGGUGAAGGCGGAGGGGGCAGUGGUGGUGGGGAAGACAAACUAGGAUACAUGCCGCCAUACGAUGCGACAGCGGUGGGAAGGGUGAAGGCGGAGGGGGCAGUGGUGGUGGGGAAGACAAACUACGGUGGGAAGGGUGAAGGCGGAGGGGGCAGUGGUGGUGGGGAAGACAAACUAGGAUACAUGCCGCCAUACGAUGCGACAGCGGUGGGAAGGGUGAAGGCGGAGGGGGCAGUGGUGGUGGGGAAGACAAACUACGGUGGGAAGGGUGAAGGCGGAGGGGGCAGUGGUGGUGGGGAAGACAAACUAGGAUACAUGCCGCCAUACGAUGCGACAGCGGUGGGAAGGGUGAAGGCGGAGGGGGCAGUGGUGGUGGGGAAGACAAACUACGGUGGGAAGGGUGAAGGCGGAGGGGGCAGUGGUGGUGGGGAAGACAAACUAGGAUACAUGCCGCCAUACGAUGCGACAGCGGUGGGAAGGGUGAAGGCGGAGGGGGCAGUGGUGGUGGGGAAGACAAACUACGGUGGGAAGGGUGAAGGCGGAGGGGGCAGUGGUGGUGGGGAAGACAAACUAGGAUACAUGCCGCCAUACGAUGCGACAGCGGUGGGAAGGGUGAAGGCGGAGGGGGCAGUGGUGGUGGGGAAGACAAACUACGGUGGGAAGGGUGAAGGCGGAGGGGGCAGUGGUGGUGGGGAAGACAAACUAGGAUACAUGCCGCCAUACGAUGCGACAGCGGUGGGAAGGGUGAAGGCGGAGGGGGCAGUGGUGGUGGGGAAGACAAACUACGGUGGGAAGGGUGAAGGCGGAGGGGGCAGUGGUGGUGGGGAAGACAAACUAGGAUACAUGCCGCCAUACGAUGCGACAGCGGUGGGAAGGGUGAAGGCGGAGGGGGCAGUGGUGGUGGGGAAGACAAACUACGGUGGGAAGGGUGAAGGCGGAGGGGGCAGUGGUGGUGGGGAAGACAAACUAGGAUACAUGCCGCCAUACGAUGCGACAGCGGUGGGAAGGGUGAAGGCGGAGGGGGCAGUGGUGGUGGGGAAGACAAACUACGGUGGGAAGGGUGAAGGCGGAGGGGGCAGUGGUGGUGGGGAAGACAAACUAGGAUACAUGCCGCCAUACGAUGCGACAGCGGUGGGAAGGGUGAAGGCGGAGGGGGCAGUGGUGGUGGGGAAGACAAACUACGGUGGGAAGGGUGAAGGCGGAGGGGGCAGUGGUGGUGGGGAAGACAAACUAGGAUACAUGCCGCCAUACGAUGCGACAGCGGUGGGAAGGGUGAAGGCGGAGGGGGCAGUGGUGGUGGGGAAGACAAACUACGGUGGGAAGGGUGAAGGCGGAGGGGGCAGUGGUGGUGGGGAAGACAAACUAGGAUACAUGCCGCCAUACGAUGCGACAGCGGUGGGAAGGGUGAAGGCGGAGGGGGCAGUGGUGGUGGGGAAGACAAACUACGGUGGGAAGGGUGAAGGCGGAGGGGGCAGUGGUGGUGGGGAAGACAAACUAGGAUACAUGCCGCCAUACGAUGCGACAGCGGUGGGAAGGGUGAAGGCGGAGGGGGCAGUGGUGGUGGGGAAGACAAACUACGGUGGGAAGGGUGAAGGCGGAGGGGGCAGUGGUGGUGGGGAAGACAAACUAGGAUACAUGCCGCCAUACGAUGCGACAGCGGUGGGAAGGGUGAAGGCGGAGGGGGCAGUGGUGGUGGGGAAGACAAACUACGGUGGGAAGGGUGAAGGCGGAGGGGGCAGUGGUGGUGGGGAAGACAAACUAGGAUACAUGCCGCCAUACGAUGCGACAGCGGUGGGAAGGGUGAAGGCGGAGGGGGCAGUGGUGGUGGGGAAGACAAACUACGGUGGGAAGGGUGAAGGCGGAGGGGGCAGUGGUGGUGGGGAAGACAAACUAGGAUACAUGCCGCCAUACGAUGCGACAGCGGUGGGAAGGGUGAAGGCGGAGGGGGCAGUGGUGGUGGGGAAGACAAACUACGGUGGGAAGGGUGAAGGCGGAGGGGGCAGUGGUGGUGGGGAAGACAAACUAGGAUACAUGCCGCCAUACGAUGCGACAGCGGUGGGAAGGGUGAAGGCGGAGGGGGCAGUGGUGGUGGGGAAGACAAACUACGGUGGGAAGGGUGAAGGCGGAGGGGGCAGUGGUGGUGGGGAAGACAAACUAGGAUACAUGCCGCCAUACGAUGCGACAGCGGUGGGAAGGGUGAAGGCGGAGGGGGCAGUGGUGGUGGGGAAGACAAACUACGGUGGGAAGGGUGAAGGCGGAGGGGGCAGUGGUGGUGGGGAAGACAAACUAGGAUACAUGCCGCCAUACGAUGCGACAGCGGUGGGAAGGGUGAAGGCGGAGGGGGCAGUGGUGGUGGGGAAGACAAACUACGGUGGGAAGGGUGAAGGCGGAGGGGGCAGUGGUGGUGGGGAAGACAAACUAGGAUACAUGCCGCCAUACGAUGCGACAGCGGUGGGAAGGGUGAAGGCGGAGGGGGCAGUGGUGGUGGGGAAGACAAACUACGGUGGGAAGGGUGAAGGCGGAGGGGGCAGUGGUGGUGGGGAAGACAAACUAGGAUACAUGCCGCCAUACGAUGCGACAGCGGUGGGAAGGGUGAAGGCGGAGGGGGCAGUGGUGGUGGGGAAGACAAACUACGGUGGGAAGGGUGAAGGCGGAGGGGGCAGUGGUGGUGGGGAAGACAAACUAGGAUACAUGCCGCCAUACGAUGCGACAGCGGUGGGAAGGGUGAAGGCGGAGGGGGCAGUGGUGGUGGGGAAGACAAACUACGGUGGGAAGGGUGAAGGCGGAGGGGGCAGUGGUGGUGGGGAAGACAAACUAGGAUACAUGCCGCCAUACGAUGCGACAGCGGUGGGAAGGGUGAAGGCGGAGGGGGCAGUGGUGGUGGGGAAGACAAACUACGGUGGGAAGGGUGAAGGCGGAGGGGGCAGUGGUGGUGGGGAAGACAAACUAGGAUACAUGCCGCCAUACGAUGCGACAGCGGUGGGAAGGGUGAAGGCGGAGGGGGCAGUGGUGGUGGGGAAGACAAACUACGGUGGGAAGGGUGAAGGCGGAGGGGGCAGUGGUGGUGGGGAAGACAAACUAGGAUACAUGCCGCCAUACGAUGCGACAGCGGUGGGAAGGGUGAAGGCGGAGGGGGCAGUGGUGGUGGGGAAGACAAACUACGGUGGGAAGGGUGAAGGCGGAGGGGGCAGUGGUGGUGGGGAAGACAAACUAGGAUACAUGCCGCCAUACGAUGCGACAGCGGUGGGAAGGGUGAAGGCGGAGGGGGCAGUGGUGGUGGGGAAGACAAACUACGGUGGGAAGGGUGAAGGCGGAGGGGGCAGUGGUGGUGGGGAAGACAAACUAGGAUACAUGCCGCCAUACGAUGCGACAGCGGUGGGAAGGGUGAAGGCGGAGGGGGCAGUGGUGGUGGGGAAGACAAACUACGGUGGGAAGGGUGAAGGCGGAGGGGGCAGUGGUGGUGGGGAAGACAAACUAGGAUACAUGCCGCCAUACGAUGCGACAGCGGUGGGAAGGGUGAAGGCGGAGGGGGCAGUGGUGGUGGGGAAGACAAACUACGGUGGGAAGGGUGAAGGCGGAGGGGGCAGUGGUGGUGGGGAAGACAAACUAGGAUACAUGCCGCCAUACGAUGCGACAGCGGUGGGAAGGGUGAAGGCGGAGGGGGCAGUGGUGGUGGGGAAGACAAACUACGGUGGGAAGGGUGAAGGCGGAGGGGGCAGUGGUGGUGGGGAAGACAAACUAGGAUACAUGCCGCCAUACGAUGCGACAGCGGUGGGAAGGGUGAAGGCGGAGGGGGCAGUGGUGGUGGGGAAGACAAACAUGGACGAGUUCGGCAUGGGCAGCACCACUGAAGGGUCUGGUUACCAGGUGACAGCCAACCCCUGGGACCACUCGCGAGUGCCAGGCAGCAGUUCAGGCGGCUCAGCUGCUGCUGUGUUCGAAGUCACCCUCCUUAAGGCACCCCUUCCUCCGCAUUCCUCCCACCCUCCCCCACCCCACCAGGUGACAGCCAACCCCUGGGACCACUCGAGAGUGCCAGGCGGCAGCUCAGGAGGCUCAGCUGCUGCGGUGGCGGCUGGGCAGUGUGCUGUGGCUCUGGGCUCCGACACCGUGGCGGCUGGGCAGUGUGCUGUGGCUCUGGCUGUUGUAUCUAGUGUCUCUGCGGUGGCGGCUGGGCAGUGUGCUGUGGCUCUGGGCUCCGACACCGGGGGCGCCUAUGAUUCCAGCCUGGACUGCGUGGGCAUGCUGGGGCUCAUGGGGGGGCAGUGUGCGCCAGCCAGCGUCCUUCUGUGGCAUAGUGGGUCUGAAGCCGUCGUACGGCCGGGUGUCAUGGCGUAUGCGUCCAGCCUGGACUGGGGCAGCGUGCGUCUCCCAGCGUCCUUCUGCGGGAUAGUGGGUCUGAAGCCGUCGUACGGCCGAGUGUCCCGCCUGGGGCUCAUGGCGUAUGCGUCCAGCCUGGACUGCGUGGGCGUGCUGGGUCGAUCGGUGGAAGACACUGCGAUUGUGCUGCAGGCGAUGGCUGGGAGGGAUGACGGGGACAGCACGUGCAGCAAGGAGGUGAGUGAGUGGUGGGUAGAGGCACCUCACCCCUGCCAGCCUGUACCGGACUACGCGGCCGCCCUCCUCCCCCCCGCCCCCUCCAUCUCUCCAGUUCCAGACUACACGGCCGCCCUCCUCCCCGUCGCCUCGCUUGCCUCCAAGCCGCUGACAGGUGUCCGCCUCGCAUUGGUCCAGGAGACCAUGGGCGCUGGCGUUGAUUCUGACGUGGCACAGGCCGUCCGGGCGGCGGCGGCGCACUACGAGACGCUCGGAGCCACCGUGGAGGAGGUGUCACUGCCGUUCUUUGCCAGUGGCCUGCCAGCAUACUACAUCCUGGCUCCCUCUGAAGCUUCCUCCAACCUCUCCCGCUACGAUGGUAUCAGCAAGUGGCCUCCCGGCAUAUUACAUCCUCGCCCCGCCCCCUCAGAAGCCUCCUCCAACCUCUCCCACUAUGAUGGCACCAGUUUCGACCUGGAUCCGCAGGUGACUCGUCCUACUCCAACAGGUUACUUACUUCCUCCCCCUUUCUCCUUUCUUGCCAACCCCAUCUCCGUCACGCCCUGCCUCUCUUCCCUUCCUUGCUAUCUCCUCGUUCCCUUCUCCUUUUUCCCCCUCCAUUUCCUUCCCUUCCUCGCUCUUUCUUCGUCACUGUGGUUUGGCCCGCAACGGGAGGGAACGGACCUCACAUCCCUCUACAGCAACACUCGAGGCCAGGGCUUUGGCAAGGAGGUGAAGCGGCGCAUUCUAAUGGGCACAUACGCGCUCUCUGCAGGCUACUACGAUGCCUACUACAAGAAGGCACAGCAGGUCAGAUGGUUCAGGUGCAUCAUCAUGUGCAUCAUCAUGUGCAUCAUCAUGUGCAUCAUCAUGUGCAUCAUCAUGUGCAUCAUCAUGUGCAUCAUCAUGUGCAUCAUCAUGUGCAUCAUCAUGUGCAUCAUCAUGUGCAUCAUCAUGUGCAUCAUCAUGUGCAUCAUCAUGUGCAUCAUCAUGUGCAUCAUCAUGUGCAUCAUCAUGUGCAUCAUCAUGUGCAUCAUCAUGUGCAUCAUCAUGUGCAUCAUCAUGUGCAUCAUCAUGUGCAUCAUCAUGUGCAUCAUCAUGUGCAUCAUCAUGUGCAUCAUCAUGUGCAUCAUCAUGUGCAUCAUCAUGUGCAUCAUCAUGUGCAUCAUCAUGUGCAUCAUCAUGUGCAUCAUCAUGUGCAUCAUCAUGUGCAUCAUCAUGUGCAUCAUCAUGUGCAUCAUCAUGUGCAUCAUCAUGUGCAUCAUCAUGUGCAUCAUCAUGUGCAUCAUCAUGUGGCAUCAUCAUGUGCAUCAUCAUGUGCAUCAUCAUGUGCAUCAUCAUGUGCAUCAUCAUGUGCAUCAUCAUGUGCAUCAUCAUGUGCAUCAUCAUGUGCAUCAUCAUGUGCAUCAUCAUGUGCAUCAUCAUGUGCAUCAUCAUGUGCAUCAUCAUGUGCAUCAUCAUGUGCAUCAUCAUGUGCAUCAUCAUGUGCAUCAUCAUGUGCAUCAUCAUGUGCAUCAUCAUGUGCAUCAUCAUGUGCAUCAUCAUGUGCAUCAUCAUGUUGCAUCAUCAUGUGCAUCAUCAUGUGCAUCAUCAUGUGCAUCAUCAUGUGCAUCAUCAUGUGCAUCAUCAAUGUGCAUCAUCAUGUGCAUCAUGUGCAUCAUCAUGUGCAUCAUCAUGUGCAUCAUCAUGUGCAUCAUCAUGUGCAUCAUCAUGUGCAUCAUCAUGUGCAUCAUCAUGUGCAUCAUCAUGUGCAUCAUCAUGUGCAUCAUCAUGUGCAUCAUCAUGUGCAUCAUCAUGUGCAUCAUCAUGUGCAUCAUCAUGUGCAUCAUCAUGUGCAUCAUCAUGUGCAUCAUCAUGUGCAUCAUCAUGUGCAUCAUCAUGUGCAUCAUCCUACCAUCCCCCUGUGCGCACGAUGAUUCGGCGGGAGUUUUUUGGCAGCUGGGGAGGGGCAUAAGGCCCUCCUCCUUCCUCACCUUCCCCCUUCCCGUCUGCUUCCACCCAUCACCUCCCCCUGUCGUCACCUCCCCCUUUCCACAGGUGCGCACGAUGAUUCGGCGGGAGUUCCUAGCAGCUCUGGAGGGGCACGACGCUCUUAUCACCCCCACCGCUCCCACCACGGCCUACCGCAUUGGUGAGAAGACAUCGGACCCCCUCGCCAUGUAUGUUGGUGACCUCAUGACGGUCAAUGUGAACCUGGCGGGUCUGCCAGCCAUCUCCUUGCCUUGCGGUUUAGCCCCCGGUGGCCCCCAUGGCCUGCCCAUUGGCCUUCAGAUCAUUGGCGCUCCCUUUGCUGAGGCGGCCAUUCUCAAGUAUGCGCACGUGUUUGAGCAGACCAGUUGUCUUCCAAGACCAGUUGUCUUCCAAGGUGCCCCACCACCCACCGCCCACCGACGCCCCCUCUCCUCCCUCUCCUCCCUCCUUCCACAGGCGGCCAUUCUCAAGUAUGCGCACGUGUUUGAGCAGACAACUCCUGCAUGGCAAUCUGGACUCGCUAUUGCAACUCCUGUUACUGCCGCUGCUUCCACAUAG